This is a messenger RNA of Amaranthus tricolor (Joseph's coat), 579 nucleotides long. RefSeq lists its product as uncharacterized. The record is from RefSeq and is a predicted model, not a curated record. The transcript has 2 exons. The coding region runs from base 1 to 579 and encodes 192 amino acids. Lineage: Eukaryota; Viridiplantae; Streptophyta; Magnoliopsida; Caryophyllales; Amaranthaceae.
AUGUCCCCUUUGAUCUUUGAUCUUUGUAUGGAGUAUCUUUCUAGAUUACUUAAGGCUGCUGGGGAUCAUGCGAAUUUCAAAUUUCAUCCAAGGUGCAAUAGACUCAAAUUGAACCACUUGUGUUUUGCAGAUAAUUUUAUGAUUUUUUGUCGGGGUGAGUUGGCUUCUGUUCGUAUUCUUCUAGAUCAUCUAGAGAUUUUUGCGAAAUCCUCUGGUUUGGUUGCCAACUCUUCAAAAUCUGAUGUGUGUCUUGCAGGUAUCGCUACCUCUUUGAAACAGCAUAUUGUAGAUUCUUGUAAUAUUCCUUUGGGUUUUAUGCCUUUUCGCUAUUCGGGGGUUCUGCUCUCGUCCAAACGUCUUUCUGCAGUUGAGUGUGAACGUCUUGCUACGAAUAUGACUUCUAAGGUGUUAAAGCAGGUGAAUGGAAUCUUUCGAGCAUACCUUUGGCAUGGGAAAACUAACUCUGAUGUUCCUGGAAAUAUGAAUUGGACUAGGGUUCGUACUCCAAAGAAGGUGGGUGGUUUGUGUAUUCGUAAUCUAAAAGUUUGGAAUCUGGUUGCUGUGGGUAAACUUGUGUGA